UUAUAUAGCAAAUAGGUUAUGCCCGUAGAACAUGUCACUCUCGUUUCAUCAUAAUUCGUGUCGUAAGUUUCAGUGAGGAGCUUUAACGAAAUUUCAGUAAUAUAUUCGUUUACUAUGGUAAAAGUUUAGUAUUGCAAGGGGAUAUGAUUACUUCGAAUAUCGAGAUCAUAUGCGAUUCAUUUUCAUUCGGUACUUUUAAAUAAGAGUUGGUGUGCGUGAUCAAUUUUGCCAACUAUUUCCGGAAUAAUACGUUUUCCUUGAGGUGACGUUUGCUAUUAUUGUCUGUAAGGUGUGUUAACGGCAUUGUUGUAAACGUCGUCAUACUUUUAAGAUUCUGAGAAUCUUAAUUUCUUGUGCGAUACGUAUCGCCAAAAGAGAUACAGUGAUACGUUUAUAGUUUGAAAAUUUUCCAAUUAAAAGGGUAUUUAGUUCGAACAAUUGAAACCACGUCAGUGUCUUCCCAAACAAAAUGGGCCUAACAAUCAGUAGCUUACUUACCCGGCUCUUUGGUAAAAAGCAAAUGAGAAUAUUAAUGGUAGGUUUGGAUGCUGCUGGAAAAACUACAAUAUUGUACAAAUUGAAGCUUGGCGAAAUUGUCACAACAAUACCUACCAUAGGAUUCAAUGUUGAAACUGUUGAAUACAGAAAUAUAUGCUUCACGGUGUGGGAUGUCGGUGGUCAGGAUAAAAUCAGACCACUCUGGAGACAUUACUUCCAAAACACGCAAGGCCUCAUUUAUGUUGUUGACAGUAAUGAUCGUGAACGUAUCGCAGAGGCGGAACGUGAAUUAGCAAACAUGUUGAAAGAAGAUGAACUGAGAGAUGCAGUUCUCUUAGUAUUUGCUAAUAAACAGGACUUACCAAAUGCUAUGUCAGCAGCUGAACUUACAGAUAAAUUAGGACUUAAUUCAUUACGUGGCCGUCAUUGGUAUAUUCAAAGCACCUGUGCUACUCAAGGACACGGAUUAUACGAAGGACUUGAUUGGUUGAGUAAUGAACUGGCUAAAAAGUGAUAAAGCAUUGUCGUUAUUCAUUAUCUUCAUGAACAGUUUAAUCAUUGAGCAUGGAUGUAGAAGACAGGUUGCAGUUUCCGUUUUGUCAGAUUACGCACUAUGUGUACAUGUUUAAUACCACUGUGAUUGUAAUUUCUAAGAUAAAAAUUGCUUGAAAUAACAGAAUAUAACAUGACCGACUCAGUUGUCAUGAUGCUUACACAGGUUUCAUUUUUAAAGUGACAUUUUUCAAAAAAGAUAAAACAGAAAAAAGGAAAAGAUAAAAAUAAAGUAAGUCUAUUAAUUAGAUGAGUGUGUAUAUUUACCAGUUAUAUAUUAUUUGUAUGUGACAUAUAAUUCCAAUUGAAAAAGUUAUAAGUUUACUUAAAGGUGUAUCUUCAAUUUAAAAUAAAACAUGGAAUAUUUCUACAUUAA
Molecule: messenger RNA, 1426 nt
Organism: Osmia bicornis bicornis
Lineage: Eukaryota; Metazoa; Arthropoda; Insecta; Hymenoptera; Megachilidae
Gene: Arf102F
Product: ADP-ribosylation factor 2
Exons: 1
Coding region: 470-1012 (180 amino acids)
Biological process (GO): intracellular protein transport; vesicle-mediated transport
Cellular component (GO): cytoplasm; plasma membrane
Molecular function (GO): GTP binding; GTPase activity
Source: RefSeq, a predicted model, not a curated record